UUUCGACACAGUAGGUAAAAUGAUUUCAAGUGGUUAAGAGGUGGUUAUAUGGGAAAAAUUCUCUUUGAUUGUGAAUAAAUUGGAUGUUAUUCAGUGGUAAUUGUUUGUGAAAAAAUGGCUAUUUUAACUGAUACCUGGACCAUUGAUGUCUUGACUGUUUUAUUUGGUGCAUUUGCAUUGGUGUAUUUAUUGGUAAAACGAACGUAUUCGUACUGGGAACGAAAUGGAUUUAAAACGUUAGACGGAUACAAUAUGCUUUUUGGACAUUUCCAAGAGAUAAUAUUUCGCAAAGAAUUUGUCGGCAGCCUUGUAAAGCGACUCUAUGACAGUACAAGUGAACCAUUCAUUGGAAUCUAUAGCAUUCUCCGUCCAAUAUUAUUGGUACGUGAUCCCGAGAUAAUUCGUAUGAUUUUAAUCAAAGAUUUCAAUCAUUUUACGGAUCGUGGCGUUUAUUGCAAUACAGAAAAUGAUCCAUUGUCAGGUCACUUAUUCGCUCUACCCGGACAAAAGUGGAAAAACCUCCGAACGAAGCUAACACCAGCUUUUACCUCUGGCAAAAUGAAAGCGAUGUUUUCAACUCUGCUCAAUUGUGGUUCAGAGUUGGAAAAUUAUCUAAAUAAUUUAGUCGACAAUGGGAAGGUAUUGAAUGCACGAGAAAUUGCAAGUUGUUUUACGACAAAUGUUACCGCAUCGGUGGGAUUUGGUUUGGACGUGGAUGCAAUCAAAAAUCCGGAUAAUGAAUUUCGAAUUUGUGGCCGUGAAAUUUUCAGCUCAAAUAUCAUAAAUGUAAUUCGUCAUCUAUUAUUUUUCAAUUCGCCGAAAAUAAUGCAAUCGAUUGGAAUGAAAACGGCACAACCAAGUGUGGAGAAUUUUAUACGAUCGGUUGCCUACCAAAAUGUAGAAUAUCGUGAAAAAAAUAAUGUGAGCCGCAAAGACAUUUUUCAAUUAUUAAUUCAGUUACGAAAUACAGGCAGCGUAAAUGAGUCGGACGAUAAGUGGGAUGUGAUCAAAUCGAGCGAAAAUCAAAUGAAGUUUACAUUGGAUGAAAUCUCAGCACAGGCAUUCCUUUUCUUUAUUGCUGGCUUUGAGACAUCUUCAACCACAUUAUCGUUUUGUUUGUAUGAAUUGGCGAAAAAUGUAGAUAUUCAGCAACGCGUUCACGAUGAAAUCGACGCGGCUGUACGGAAGCACGAUGGUCAUUUGACAUACGAAACACUUACCGAGUUAAAAUAUUUGGACACCUGCAUUGAUGAAACGCUCCGGAAAUAUCCCUCGUUAUCACUCUUGCCUCGUUCUUGUGUAAAAGACUAUCAGAUUCCCGGCACUAAUAAAGUGAUUAAAAAAGGUGUACAACUAUAUAUUCCAGUGCUUGGACUCGGAAUGGAUGCAAAAUACUACGAAGAACCAGAAAAAUUCAUUCCGGACCGAUUCAAUGAGGAAAAUUCAGUUGGGAAGAAUUUGAUUAAUCGACCAUAUCUUCCGUUUGGUGCAGGACCGCGGAAUUGCAUCGGACUUAAAUUGGGGCUAUUACAAACAAAAGUCGGACUCGUUAUGAUGCUAAAAAAAUUUCGCUUCGAAUUGUCCGAUCUCCACAAUAAAAACACUGAAAUGAAAUUCGAUCCGAAAUUUUUCUUCAUGGCUCCACUUGAUGGAAUUCAUCUUAAAGUUUUUAAGCGAUAAACACAAUAAAUUUGAUCUGUCAGACAUUCAAGAAUAACCUUGCAUAUUUUUUAACAUUUCUUGUAAAUUUUAAAUGUUUGGUUAUAAUGAAUCUCUGCAACUACACAAUGAUUAAUUAUGAUUAAUUUAGUAAAAUAAAGUUAAUGCAUCAUCUGAAGCAUGACAGCAUACCAACAAA
Messenger RNA from Contarinia nasturtii (swede midge), 1858 nucleotides. RefSeq names its product probable cytochrome P450 6d5. The record is from RefSeq and is a predicted model, not a curated record. The coding region runs from base 115 to 1680 and encodes 521 amino acids. Gene Ontology annotation, molecular function: iron ion binding; oxidoreductase activity, acting on paired donors, with incorporation or reduction of molecular oxygen; monooxygenase activity. The transcript is spliced from 2 exons. NCBI's taxonomy places the organism in Eukaryota, Metazoa, Arthropoda, Insecta, Diptera, Cecidomyiidae.